AUGCCGACAUUCUCACGCUCGCACAGACGGCAACUUUGUGCCGUGGAGUUAUUGCGGAGUCACCGCAGCUGGAUCCUUGAUUAUUCAUUCGAGAACUGGCGUCAGAUAUUCCAGACAGCAAGCGUUGACGCGCUCGCUCUGGAGGCGAAUCUUCAGCGCAGUCGACAGCACAACGACAGCAUUAAGGAGCUUCUCAUGAAGCAGAUAGUCUUCACUGAAACUGGCAAACUCUCCAAAGCGGAUUUCUUUAACUCACUGUGCCUCGCUGAGCUCGACUAUACAGCUGCUGCAGGUUUUUCUUCGGAAGAGUAUGCACUAUUUCGUCAGGUGCAUAUGGAGCAGAAACGGGCUGGACGGAGCUGGUCAGAAUGCUCGCUUGUUACUACGAUGUUAUAUAACAUGACAGUCUUGUCCAACGGCAAUCAGCUCUUGAAACUGAGACGCAUCAGCUUUGCCACGCUAGCUGCAAAGAUUAACUGCUUGGCCACGAAGACCCCAACCAGCGACGAAUGA
Molecule: messenger RNA, 513 nt
Organism: Phytophthora nicotianae INRA-310
Lineage: Eukaryota; Oomycota; Peronosporomycetes; Peronosporales; Peronosporaceae
Exons: 2
Coding region: 1-513 (170 amino acids)
Source: RefSeq, a predicted model, not a curated record